Molecule: messenger RNA, 1081 nt
Organism: Stegastes partitus (bicolor damselfish)
Lineage: Eukaryota; Metazoa; Chordata; Actinopteri; Pomacentridae
Product: riboflavin transporter 2-like
Exons: 2
Biological process (GO): riboflavin transport
Cellular component (GO): plasma membrane
Molecular function (GO): riboflavin transmembrane transporter activity
Source: RefSeq, a predicted model, not a curated record
CCUCCUGAACUCGAGGACUUUGGCUUCUUCCAGACGACUCCCAACUCUCCGGCCAGCAGCACAUCCGACCGGUUCCGUCCUCCAUCAUGUCUCUGCUCACCCACCUGCUGUCCUGCCUCUUUGGUUUGGGCUCCUGGGUCUCCAUCAACGGCCUCUGGGUGGAGCUGCCCCUCCUCGUCCCUCAGAUCCCCGAGGGCUGGUACCUGCCCUCCUACCUGUCGGUGCUGAUCCAGAUGGCCAACGUCGGGCCGCUCUUCGUCACCCUGAUGCACCGCUUCCGACCGGGCGUCCUCAACGAGGUGGCCGUCGUCUACGCCGUCAUCGCCGUGGGAACCGUCGCCAGCUUCCUGCUGGGCUUCUUCUGGAAGGAGACGGUGGUGGUGGGCGGCGCCCGGCGCAGCGUGGCCCUGCUGGUUCUGACCUUCUUCCUGGCCACCGUGGACUGCACCUCCUCCGUCACCUUCCUGCCCUUCAUGAUGCGCCUGCAGCCCCGCUACCUCACCUCCUACUUCGUGGGGGAGGGCGUGAGCGGCCUGCUGCCCGCCGUGGUGGCGCUGAUCCAGGGCGUCGGCGUGGUCCGCUGCAUCAACGGCACGCAGCUCCUGAACCGGACCUCCAAUGCCACGACCUUUGACCUGCAGGCCCAGUACCAGCCUGCAAACUUCUCGGCCGAGGAGUUCUUCUUCUUCCUCAGCGCCAUGAUGCUGGUGUGUCUGCUCGCCUUCCUGCUGCUCAACCACCACCCGUCCGUGGCCCGCCAGAACCCGAGCAGGAGCUACACCAACGGGGUGAAGCAGGAGGCCCAGCGGGGCAGGAAGUGGGCCGAGCAGAAGCCCAUGAUGGAGCCGUGUGGCCAGAGGAAGCCCAGGAGCAGCUUCGGCAGCGGCUCCUACAGCUGGCUGCAGGUGUCCUACAUCCUGGGGCUGCUGGCCUGGGCCAACGCUCUGACCAACGUGGUGCUGCCCUCGGUCCAGUCCUACUCCUGCCUGCCCUACGGGAACAACGCCUACCAUCUGUCUGCGUCUCUGGCUGCCGUGUCCAACCCUCUGGCCUGCUUCAUCGCCAUGUUCCUGCCCAACAG